Messenger RNA from Tupaia belangeri chinensis (Chinese tree shrew), 2925 nucleotides. RefSeq names its product mucolipin TRP cation channel 2 (gene MCOLN2). The record is from RefSeq and is a predicted model, not a curated record. Gene Ontology annotation, molecular function: NAADP-sensitive calcium-release channel activity. Lineage: Eukaryota; Metazoa; Chordata; Mammalia; Scandentia; Tupaiidae. Gene Ontology annotation, cellular component: membrane.
GAGCUCUGCGGCCUGGUGCGGUCUCUGUCCGCGCCAUGCCGCGCGGCGCGGAGGCGCUGGACCUGCCUGAGUGGAAGCGCUUCUCCCGCCCGCCUGGGGAACCCCGGCGCAGAAAUGCGAUGGCACAUCUUGAUUCAGAGGUGAAAGAAGAAUGUCUGAGGGAAGACCUGAAAUUUUACUUCAUGAACCCCUGUGAAAAAUACCGAGCCAGACACCAGAUCCCAUGGAAGCUGGGUUUGCAGAUUUUGAAGAUAGUGAUGGUCACCACACAGCUUGUUCGUUUUGGUUUAAGUAACCAGCUGGUGGUUUCUUUCAAAGAAGACAACACUAUUGCUUUCAAGCACUUGUUUUUGAAAGGCUAUUCAGGUACAGACGAAGAUGACUAUAGUUGCAGCGUGUAUACUCAAGAGGACACCUAUGAGAGCAUCUUUUUUGCUAUUAAUCAGUAUCAUCGUCUCAAGGACAUUUCACUGGGGACCCUUGGUUAUGGAGAAAAUGAAGACAAUAGAAUCGGCAUCAAAGUCUGUAAGCAGCAUUACAAGAAAGGGACCAUGUUUCCUUCCAAUGAGACCCUGAAUAUUGACAGCGACACUGAGCUAGAUUGUGUUCACUUAGACCAUCAGACCCUCUCCAGGAACCCUCAGGACUGGAAGAACUCAUCAUUCUUCAGACUGGAAUUUUAUCGGCUCCUACAAGUUGAAAUCUCCUUCCACCUCAAAGGUAUCGAUCUGCAGACGAUUCACUCCCGCGAGUUACCAGACUGUUACAUCUUUCAGAAUACGAUUAUCUUCGACAAUAAAGCUCACAGUGGCAAAAUCAAAAUCUACUUUGACAGUGAUGCCAAUAUCAAAGAAUGUAAAGACUUGAACAUAUUUGGAUCUACUCAGAAACAGACCCAGUACGUCCUGGCGUUUGAUGCUUUCGUCAUCGUCAUUUGCUUGGCGUCGCUCGUUCUGUGCAGCAGAUCCGUCGUCCUCGCCCUCAGGUUACGGAAGAGGUUUCUCAAUUUCUUCCUGGAGAAGUACCAGCGGCGUGUGUGCGAUGCUGACCGGUGGGAAUUCAUCAACGGGUGGUACGUCCUGGUGAUCCUCAGCGACCUGAUGACCAUAAUUGGGUCCAUAUUAAAGAUGGAGAUCAAAGCAAAGAAUCUCACGAAUUAUGAUCUGUGCAGCAUUUUCCUUGGGACGUCUACACUCUUGGUUUGGGUCGGAGUCAUCAGAUACCUGGGUUAUUUCCAAGCAUAUAAUGUGCUCAUCUUAACCAUGCAAGCCUCACUGCCCAAAGUCCUCCGGUUCUGUGCUUGCGCCGGGAUGAUCUACCUGGGCUACACAUUCUGCGGCUGGAUCGUCCUAGGACCGUAUCACGACAAGUUUGAAAACCUGAACACAGUGGCCGAGUGUCUGUUUUCUCUGGUCAACGGUGAUGACAUGUUUGCCACCUUUGCCCAGAUCCAGCAGAAGAGAAGGCUGUUCAGUCGUCUGUAUUUGUAUUCCUUCAUCGGCCUUUUUAUAUAUAUGAUCCUCAGCCUUUUCAUUGCACUUAUUACUGAUUCUUAUGACACCAUUAAGAAAUACCAGCAGAAUGGAUUUCCUGAAACGGAUCUGCAAGAGUUCCUGAAGGAAUGUAGUAGCAAAGAGGAGUGUGAGAAAGAGCCCCCAGCCUUCCUGUCCCACGUCUGCUGCCUGAGGAGGAAAGGAAGUGAUGACCACUUGAUACUUAUUCACUGAAGCUUUCUGCUGAAGGCAAUUACGGCCCAGACCUCUGUACUCAGUGGCAACGCAGAGAGACCCUGAACUCUUGGACCAACUGUUCCAAAAUGAUUCUCUUGUUUCAUUGUGGAGCAGGAAAGAGGAUGCUUGCCAGCCGGCUGACCACAACCAAGUGCCAAGUUGUUUUUUAUAAACCCGUAUGAAGAAUAAACCAGAGCUACUACCAAGCAUUUUUGCAACCGAGCAGGAUUCUGAAAUUCUCUGUUAGUGUUAAUUUAUGACUCAGGAUAGGGAAAAAUGACUUCAGAGUACACAGUGGUGUUUCAAGUCGUGCAUUUCAGGACAUGUGUCUUUUAUCAAAUAGGGGUUGGUUUUAAAAGUGAUUCUUGGAUGAGAAGACAUUUGUCAGUUCGUGGUUCACAGAGAAGUGAAGUUGGUUGCAAUACCCAAUUAGAGAUUCAAGCUGGAAAAUUAUUAAACUGUUUAAAGAUUAUGCUUGAAUCAACAGAAAGAUCUCUUGCGGUGGCAUUGCUUGGCCUCUUUUUUGGUGGGCUUUCUUUGUCAGCAUGAUAUGGAGUGACUAUUGGCAUAGUCCGUAGAAUGGGUAGAAACCUGUCACUGGGGUACUUGUGCUAAUUGUUGGCUGUGCACACAGGACGUGCCAAAAUAAACUAGCGGUGGUCACUUGAACAACGGAACUCCACUGUGGAAGAGGGUUAGCCUUGUCAAGCAAGGAAAUAUGGUAUUUCCCCCCAAAAUAAAUAUAUUUUAUUAUCCUAUGUGGUACUGCUGCUGCUUUUUACGGUAUCUCUUAACAUCUACCUAGUAAAAAAGUCGGAUCGCAUCUCUGUUAACUCCCUGGUCUGCAAAAGGGAUUUCUCACUUGCUUAAAAGUAGUGAGGGAGAUAGAGAGGCUACUGUAUAGAAUUUAUUCAAGAUAUAUCUAUGGCAAUGACUUGAGAGAUUAAGAUUGCUUCAUGAAUAGGUUUGAGCUGACUCAGGGGUCAAUGAUUUUAAAUGUACUGGUAAAGAGUAGAACAUAACUUAAGCAGAAUCCCUGUGCCAAGGCUCCCCCUCUUAAUCCUUGGCCUCAGCCAUGCCCUCCUCACCCCCCACACCUGAGUUUCCUCCUCUCAUCCCACUGCCCCUUCCUUACCUGCCUUAAAUCUGCAAGGAAAAUCAUCCAGUGAACACCAUUAAAGCUUGUAAAAGAGUA